This is a messenger RNA of Salvia hispanica, 2802 nucleotides long. NCBI's taxonomy places the organism in Eukaryota, Viridiplantae, Streptophyta, Magnoliopsida, Lamiales, Lamiaceae. The record is from RefSeq and is a predicted model, not a curated record.
UAGGGUCAUUCUUGAAUUGAAACGUCCAUAGCCACACAAUUGCAAUAUUUUCAACAAUAUCACUUUGGUCUUCUUCUUUCAUGUUUGCAUUUUAUCUCAUUUUCAUUCACACUGCUCAAAUAUUCAGUUUCUGAGCUUUCAUGGCGGCUUAUGCAGCUCUGAUUUCUCUUAUGAGAGUCAUAGAUGAUAUUGAAACUCAUCCAUUCCCUCCAAUUUUUCUCGAUAAACAACAAGUUGAAUCUCUCACUGAAAAACUUGUGUUUUUGCAGGAAUUUCUCGAAAGCUAUAACUCUCCUUAUGCAUACAGCGACGAAGCAGAUCCGUUGGAGAUGCGCAUUGUAGAUACAGCUCAAGCGGCCGAAGAUGUGAUCGAGUCAUAUAUCAUCGACACUAUUCACCUUUCUGCGGCAGCAACUGACGAUGGUGCUAGUGGUGGUGGUGAUGAUGAUGGCGGUGGUGUUGGUGGUGAUGGUGAAGGUGAUGGUGAACAAAUUAGUUGCAUCCACUUCUAUCAGGAUCUGCAAAAUGUGAUUGAAGAAGUGGAUAUGAUCAAAAAGGAGGUGACUGGAAUAACAAGGGAAAAGGUAGUGCACCAGAGGAACGUGGCGGAUUUACGAUCCAGUAGUUCCACUGAGAAGAACCUUAUCAUGGUAGGGUUUGAUGAUGUGCUUCUUCAACUCUUGGAUAGGCUUACUGAUGGAAACACCAAUCGCCAAAUCAUCCCUAUCGUGGGGAUGGGUGGAAUCGGCAAAACUACUCUCGCAAAAGGAGGGUCCUCGAGCAGUAUGGAUGAGAAAGAAUUGGUAGUAAAAUUAUACCAGUAUUUAUGGGGUAGAAGAUAUCUCAUUAUAUUGGAUGAUAUGUGGAGUAUAGAUGUGUGGGAUAAGUUGAAAUUUUCCUUUCCUGAUUGUUGUAAUAGUAGUCGAAUACUAGUCACAACUAGGAUGUCGAACUUGGCUGCCCACUUGACUGAUUCCUAUAACGUCUUCAAGAUGGGAUUUCUAGAUGAGGCUGGUAGUUGGACUUUGUUCUCCAAAACUGUAUUUGGAGAACAAAGUUUUCCUACUCAACUCGAGAGCAUUGGAAAGGAAAUUGUGGAAAAGUGUAAUGGACUUCCUUUGGCGAUUGUUGUCAUAGGGGGUCUAAUGGCUAAAUCCGAACCUACACUAGAAUAUUGGGAGCACAUAAAGGAAAACUUAAGCUCAAUAGUGAAUUCGGAGAAUGAUGAUUAUUGCUUGAGAAUAUUGAAACUAAGUUAUAAUUAUUUGCCUGCCUAUCUAAAGCCAUGUUUUUUAUACAUGGGAGUGUUUGAGGAAGACCGUGUGCUUAGUGCUUCAGAAAUUGUCAAGCUAUGGGAUUCUGAAGGGUUUCUUAAACCAUUAGACAACAAAAGCUUGACAACAAUUGCAAAAGAGUACUUGCAGGAGCUAGUUGAUAGGAAUCUCAUUUUAGUUCAUGGGUUGGGGUUACUUGGGAAUGUAAAAUACUGCAAAAUUCAUGAUUUACUAAGAGAUUUAUCAAUGAAAGAAGCUCAAAAACAGAGGUUUUUUCAUGUUUUGAGAGAAGAAAGUCCUGAAGGCGUAAUUAGACAACACCGGAUUGUUAUUCCAAGAAGUACUUCUAAGGAAAAAAUCCGCAAUGCCUUUGAAUCCAUGUCACAUGUUCGUUCUUGUUUACUAUGGUGUGACAAGAUUAGUGAUCUAGAAUUGCCAAAAUCUAGAUUUCUGAGGACACUACAUGCAUAUGGACUUUAUACAAAGAGAAAUACCCCAAAACCUGUGAACUCACGAUACCUUGCUUUUCGAAACGUUCCUCUGCAUGUGCAAACUUCAAUCAAAUUGCUCUGGAAUCUACAUACACUAAUCAUUUUUUGGGAGGGUGAUUCUAUUGGACGAAUUGAUAUCUGGAAAAUGCUUAAACUUAGGCAUGUCGAGUUCUAUAAUCGAACGAUGCAUCUCCGAGCUCCCCCGAGCGCUGACGAUGAUAUUAUUGUCAUGAAGCAUCUAGAGGUGCUCAGAGGAGUGAAGAAUCUCAAUUUGAGUGAAGAUGUUGUUCAAAGAAUUCCCAAUAUCAAUAUAUUAUCCAUAAUUUAUGAUAUGGAAGUAAUUGAGGGAGUGAACUAUCUCAGCUGUCUUCAGUGUCUUACUAAACUUGAAUCCUUGAGUUUGUUCGUCUACUCCACCAAUAACGGAAGGUAUGUUCAGAAGAUGAGCUUCCCAGACUCCCUUAAGGAGUUGGAACUCUCUUUCCCAAUCGGUUUUGAGUGGGAAGACAUACUGCCAAUGAUAGGGGCCUUACCACUUCUUCACAAGCUCACAUUAAUGUGGAGGUCGCUUCAAAAAAGGCGAGUGGGAAACAGUUGAAGGCCAAUUCCCCAGCCUCAGGUCACUAAGCUUGGUCUCUUGUCAAGAUCUAGAAAACUGGACAGUGUCAGAGAGCUCCCAUUUUCCAUUUCUUCAGAAGCUUCGUCUUUUUAAUAUGAAAAAAUUGAAGGAGAUUCCUUCAGAAAUUGGAGAAAUACCAACACUCAGAUCAAUUGAAUUGGAUUAUUGCAAUGAAUUAUUGGUGUUGUCAGCUAAAGAGAUAUUGAAGGAGCAAGAGGAUUUACAAGGAGACCAACUAGACCUUCAUGUCCGUGCUUACGUCGAGGAGAAAGAUGAAGCGUUGCUGAGGCUGGCAAGUUCCAAUUUUAAAGUUUCUGUGCUUCCGUCGAGGAGAAAGAAUUGAAGUGAUUUGAUCGCUCUUCUUUACCUUGUAUGCUUCCCUCCAUAAUAUUAGUGAAGUCUUCUCUUUCUUUGUAAA